Aspergillus heteromorphus CBS 117.55 is the source of this 2547-nucleotide messenger RNA. RefSeq lists its product as uncharacterized. Gene Ontology annotation, cellular component: telomerase holoenzyme complex. Lineage: Eukaryota; Fungi; Ascomycota; Eurotiomycetes; Eurotiales; Aspergillaceae. The record is from RefSeq and is a predicted model, not a curated record. Bases 1 to 2547 code for a protein of 848 amino acids. The transcript is spliced from 8 exons. Gene Ontology annotation, molecular function: telomeric repeat DNA binding; telomerase RNA binding; protein binding. Gene Ontology annotation, biological process: nuclear-transcribed mRNA catabolic process, nonsense-mediated decay.
AUGGCGUCCGCGUUCCAGAAUACGUGGCAAACUGCGCUCGAAGUCGAAAAGGAGCUCCUCCGGAGCCUGGCCGAGAAAGAGCCGACGUUUGCCGAAAUCUCCCAUUAUCUUACGGAGUUCCGCUCCGCGUGUCAGGAUGCCAUCCUCCAGGAUUUCGAAACCGCCCGCUCCGUCGAUGUUGAAGGUCGUCUUUGGGAUGCGCACCUCAAGAUCAACAAUCGAUUCCGAAAACUGCUUUCCCGCUUCCGCGAGGAGAAUGGGAAGAAGAAGAAGCCGGUAGAGAGGCGGAAACUCGAGAAACAUUAUCUCGAGUACAUCAAAUCGAGUCAACGGUUCUAUCGAGCCUAUAUUCAACAAUUGGCCUCCCAUUUCGGGGGCAUCUUGGAGCUGGAAAAAGUUGCGCGGAAAUUCAAUUUUGACAACCUAUCAGCGGAGCCUGCAAUCCAGCCAUCCGAAGCUCUCAGGAGGCGCAUCCUUCAGUCAUGCCAUGCAACCCUUAUCCGUCUCGGUGAUCUCUCGCGCUACCGCGAGACCGAGCUGGUUGAGAAGAACCGUAACUGGGGCCCAGCCAUCGGUUAUUACGACUUAGCGACAUUGAUCUAUCCAUCCUCUGGUGCUUCCCACAACCAGUUGGCGGUCAUUGCGCUGGCCGACGGCAAUCACCUCAGGGCCACUUAUCAUCUUUAUAGAGCGCUGGCGGCCCAGGAACCGCAUCCCUCGGCGAGGGGAAACUUGGAAAUCGAAUUUAGAAAGGUUAUGAACGCAUGGGCCAAACGAGAGUUGAUUCCUCCCGAAGAUGCUGGCAUUCCCGGGGUCGACUUCCCCGAACACGACGAGCUUGAAAGCGAGGUUCUCAAUCAGCUUGCCGUGGAUCUCAAAGAGCGCUCACUCGAAGGUACUUUGCAGAAGUUCUGCCUAAUAAAUAUCGCUGCCGAGGAAUUCUCCCGGACACGCACGAUCGAAGAGUCCGUAUCCAAUGCGCGCCUCUUCUUCCAGCGGGUCAACGUGAAGACGUUUUUUACUUUGCUUCAGAUUCUCCUGGCCGAAGUCGAGCGAUUCGCGGUUGAGGACCCGGAUAAUAAGGACGCGACAACCGGUCCAGAUAAAGUCACUGUCGUUGCGCGGCGUAUUCUACCGGCGCUUCGCAACUACAGCUCUUGGCUUCUCACGGUUAGCAGCCUUUUAGUGGCCUACAAGGGGGAAAAGGACACGCCUCUUGCAGUCCAGAUAAUUGAAUUCUGGAAGAUAUAUGCAAACACCCUGACGCUCCUUGCAUCCACAUUCGACGUGGUACAUCUUCCCGAGGUCGACUAUCUGUUGGAGGAGGAUGAAGAGACUCUAGGCUUUGCGCCCCUGACCACGGAAUCGACUUCCCGCAGGUACUUGAGUUCAAAUGGCCAGCAAAAACCUCGGAUGAAUGACCCGGGGGUUGAAAGGAACCAUCCCAACAUGGAAAUGCUUUACCGGAUUCGCGAAUUUGUAAUUGAUGGACUGGACCUUGUCGUGAGCAAUAAAAUCCCCAUCGCCUUGGUGGACGACGAAGAUAAAAAGACAUUCAUAUAUAAGGAAGAAGGUCUUCCGUCGCAAUUUUUCGCUAGCCCCUCGAACCACCACCAUACGCUCUCCUCAGCCAGCAUCGAACGGGAGGAUAUCCAGCAAGCGACACAGGCGCUCAAUCACAACGUCGACGCCAAGAGUGUCUUUGGCGGGUCGCAAUCCGCCUCAGCAUCAAUAUCUGCCAGCAUGCAUCGCAUCGUUGAGGGCGUAGAGCGAUUGGUCGAGUCGGACACCUACGAGAACGCCCCGGCCGUACCCGAGCAACUGACGUUUCCACGAAGCAGCAGUCAACGCCCGUCUAGUCAGUUCUUCGACCCCAGCACAGAAUCGAUCUUCCAAGAAGAGCUCCUUCCGCGCCACACCCCUGCUGCUCCUCCUGGGCUCGCACCACCGAUGGCCAGGUCUGCAUCUCUGGCCCGGGCAUCAUCCUCCCAAUCCUACACUCCACGGCCUGCGCUUCCCGGCAUUCCAAGCAUAUGGAACACUGCUUUGUCACCGGAACUUGGAGACGCUCCCUCGCCACGAACCCCUCCCGGCCUGGGACAGCAGUAUCUGACUCCUAUGCUGGCUGGAGCCAUCAGCAGCCCCAGUCACCACCACCCAUCUCAGGAUGCGAUCGUCAACGAACUCAUGCUCCGUCAGAAUCUGAUCAAUCAGCAGGCCCAAAUGCAGGGCAGCCUCAAUGGGCCUAGCCCCAUGUCCUCUCCUUGGAUGCCCUCAUCAAACCCUUCUUCGCAUCACCGUCUCUCGGGUUUCUCGUGGGAUCGAAACCUGGACGCCGCCGCAAACAUCCCGGCAUCUUUCGGACUGCCCAGUCAACCCAUAUCUAGCGGUCUAGCCAAUGCCUCGUGGGCAAACGACGCCUUUAUUGCCAGCAGUUUUCCCUCCGGAGCGGGUGAUUACCCCAGUUCUGGGUUCAGCGGCAAUCGGAGAUCCGCCCCGCAGUACGGUGCCAUCGGUCAAACUCCCCCAUGCGGACACGGAGGUUGA